Molecule: messenger RNA, 4618 nt
Organism: Callorhinchus milii (elephant shark)
Lineage: Eukaryota; Metazoa; Chordata; Chondrichthyes; Chimaeriformes; Callorhinchidae
Gene: gys2
Product: glycogen synthase 2
Exons: 16
Coding region: 268-2349 (693 amino acids)
Biological process (GO): glycogen biosynthetic process
Cellular component (GO): cytoplasm
Molecular function (GO): alpha-1,4-glucan glucosyltransferase (UDP-glucose donor) activity
Source: RefSeq, a predicted model, not a curated record
GGUAUGUUUCAGCUGCUGCGAUCACUUAGCAAACUCUGCCCGUCUCCUGGUUGAAGGGGAGGAGAUUAUACUUAACUCAAUCUGAUUGUAAAACCACAACUACCUCAGCAAGUCUGGCUGGCGGAACUCAAGCAGUGAUUUUCCAAUGAUAAACUAGAACUAAGUAUUAAUCUUUAUUUGAACAAGAAGCCCAAAGGAGGGAGCUUGCUGUGAGAUCUUUUUCUGGACAAAGUCAACUUGUUGGACAUUCACAGAUUCUCAGCAAACAUGCCACUCGCUCGAUCACUUUCCAUGACCUCUUUAAAUGGACUCCCUUUGUGGGAGGAUGAAGAUUUGCUGGUGGAAGACUUGAUGUUGUUUGAAGUUUCCUGGGAAGUUACGAACAAAGUUGGUGGUAUCUUCACAGUAAUUCAGACGAAAGCUAAAAUCACAGUUGAUGAAUGGGGAGAAAACUACGUGUUGAUAGGUCCGUACUAUGAGCAUAAUGUGAGGAGUCAAGUAGAAGUGUUUGAGCCAACCAACCCAGCCUUAAAAAAGGCCAUCGACUCACUGAAUUUCCAUGGAUUCCAGGUUUACUUUGGCAGAUGGCUGAUCGAAGGCGGUCCUUAUGUGCUAUUAUUUGAUAUUGCAUCAGCAGCCUGGAAUCUGGACAAAUGGAAGGCAGAAUUCUGGGAAGCUUGUCAUAUUGGCAUCCCCAACCACGAUACGGAAUCUGCCGACGCUCUAAUAUUUGGAUCGCUCACUGCUUGGUUUUUGAAAGAGCUUACUGAUAAGUUUCAGGAUAAACCGAACGUGAUCGUCCAGUUCCAUGAAUGGCAAGCGGGAGCUGGUCUGGUGCUCAGCAGAUACAGGAAACUCCCCAUUGCAACAAUCUUCACCACCCACGCUACCCUGCUGGGCAGGCAUCUGUGUGCAGGCAAUGUUGAUUUCUACAACCAACUUGACAAGUUCAACGUUGAUAAGGAAGCAGGAGAGAGACAGAUCUAUCAUCAGUAUUGCAUGGAACGUGCCAGUGCUCACUGUGCACAUGUGUUUACAACAGUGUCUGCCAUCACAGCGAUCGAGGCAGAACACAUGAUAAAGAGAAAGCCAGAUGUCAUCACACCUAACGGGUUAAACGUUAAGAAGUUCUCUGCCAUGCAUGAGUUUCAGAAUCUGCAUGCUUUGCACAAGUCUCGAAUUCAAGAAUUUAUUCGGGGGCAUUUCUAUGGACACUUAGAUUUCAACUUAGAAAAGACCCUCUUCUUCUUCAUUGCUGGAAGAUAUGAAUUUUCAAAUAAAGGAGCGGAUUUAUUCAUGGAAGCUUUGUCCAGAUUAAAUUUCCUCCUCCGGGUGCACAAGUCGGAUGUAACCGUGAUAGUGUUUUUCAUCAUGCCCGCCAAAACACACAACUUUAAUGUGGAGACGUUGAAAGGACAGGCCGUACGGAAACAGCUAUGGGAUACUGCUCAUAUAGUGAAGGAGAAAUUUGGAAAGAAACUUUAUGAAGCAUUAUUAAAAGGGGAGAUUCCAGAUAUGAACAGGAUUCUUGAUCGGGAUGACUUGACCAUCAUGAAACGAGCCAUCUACGCAACUCAGCGUCAAACCUUGCCUCCAGUGACCACUCACAACAUGCUGGAUGAUGGCAACGAUCCCAUCCUCAACACUGUCAGGCGAAUCGGGCUGUUCAACAAUCGGAUGGACAGGGUCAAGAUUGUUUUCCACCCGGAAUUCUUGUCCUCCACAAGCCCACUGUUGCCUAUGGAUUAUGAAGAGUUUGUCAGAGGGUGUCAUCUUGGUGUCUUUCCAUCCUAUUAUGAACCUUGGGGAUACACACCCGCCGAGUGCACAGUCAUGGGGAUUCCCAGCGUGACCACCAACCUCUCAGGCUUUGGCUGUUUUAUGCAGGAAAAUGUAGCUGAUCCAACAGCCUAUGGAAUUUACAUCGUUGAUCGCAGAUUCCGAUCUGUAGAUGAGUCCUGCAAUCAGCUGACGCAGUUCAUGUUCGGGUUCUGCAAACAGUCGCGUCGUCAGAGAAUCAUACAGAGAAACCGCACGGAAAGGCUAUCGGAACUUCUAGACUGGCGAUACCUGGGCAGGUGUUACAUGCACGCCCGUCACCUCGCUGUGUGUAAAGCCUUCCCUGAGAAAUUCCAAAUGGAACCAAUUGCUCCACCGUUGACCGAAGGUUUCAGAUACCCACGGCCAGCCUCCGUGCCACCGUCGCCCUCUGUCUCCCUGCAUUCUAGCCCACACCACAGCGAUGAAGAGGACGGUUCUGAUAACGAACACGAGAGAUACGAUGAGGAUGAAGAAGCGGAGAAGGAUCGGAUCAACAUUAAAGUCCCCACUAAAGCGAAGAGCAAGUAGGUUUACCCCAAAUGAAGCAGGUGACCCUAUUUCACUACAGGAAAUGUGCUGCAACUGUAUUUACAAUGACUGGAGGGUGGAAAAUAGGAGUAUUUAGGUAUCUCAGGCCGAAUCCACAAAGCUGUGUUAAACUUUAUUCUGUGAGAGACAUAACAUUUUGGCUAUCGAGCACCAAAGUGGUCAUUUUGUUUGGAGUGGUUAGGAUUGGGUGUUUGGGGUUUAGAUUGUAAUGCUUGAUGUUCUCAUUUUUUUUUCUCUAAAAUCUGUCCUAUAAACAUCACUGUAAGAAUGAGGUUCAUCAUUUUCGCUUUGUUUAACUUUGCUUUCAAAUGAUAGACAUCUAAUUGUGUUUUGGAUUAUCUCUGGCUUCAGAUGAAGAACGUUAAGCUUUCCUUUGGGAUUAUAAAUUGCCUGCUUUGCGACACUGACAUUUUCUGCUACCAAUUCGCUCGUGGGGAUAUUCUGGCACCAAUGUUACACAUAAUUUAGGGCGACCAUUUUAGUCUAUUUAUUGAAUUUUACUGUUGGUUCUUUAAACGGGUACAUUUCAUCAGGCCAUCAGUCGUUUGUGAUGUGUUCUUAGGCAAUCGUGUAGACGUGUUUCUCAAUGACAUGGCUUUAGGCCUCAGUCAAUGUUUGUGCUUCCUGAUCUCUUGUAGCUUCCACUAAACUAUUUGUUUGGUUACUCUUGGUCUGUUUGCUGUAAACCACCCCCGCCACCACCAACCAAAAUAAAAACUAACUCAAUGUAUAAACUUCCUGUUUAACUUCACUGAGGGCUGCUCCAUUCUGUGGUGCUGAUAUCCAGACAGAUGCUGUUUAUCAUGUCAGUUAUUUUCAUGCUAAUGCACACACCAAAAGUGUGACAAAAAAUCACAAAGUGAAAGAUUUUUAUCGCAGUGAUUAGAAUUAAAUUGUCACUCACGGUAGCACAAUAUAAGAAGUGGGGAGAAUCCAAUAUUAAAACUGGAUCUUAUUGGUUGGGAGUAAUGCAAACUCUUGUGGUUCACUAUUCUUUUUUUUCCCUUUACAGCAGUUAAAAGCACAAGUUCAGCUGUUUACUGAGCUGGGGGUGUUGAGUGAUGUAGUGUAGUAGACCGGCAGACAAAUGUCUUCAGUAAAACCAUCCAUCAUAGCCUUUCCAUCUGCAUUACAAUUGUGGUGUUCAAUAGACAUCUUUCUAAUUCUGUACUGACAGUGUCAUUGAGCUAAAUGUUCGUCAGCAGUUCAGGAGACGUCCAAACUUGUAUUGCUUUAUUUUUUAUGUAAACCAUUUUAUAUGUUGCUGCUCUCUGCAGAUUUCUAAAUGUGUGUCUAAACCACUGACCAUGCUCCCUAAUUAACUUCUCUAACAUCACUUCCUAGAGUUGUGUAAAACAACUUUAGUGUUGAUGCAGGUGUUAUCUCCUUUAAUGUGAAAAAACCUAACCGUUCCUAUUUCCCUUUCCCUUUGAUGAGCUACAUUCUGUAAUUGGAACAUUAUAGUAUGAACAAUUAUGAUAGUCGUUGUUCCAUCACUUGGUUUCAAAGGAUUAAGAAAUAAUUGCACAUCUUACAGUAUGUCCUGUGUUGCAAAAGCCGAAUAUUAGCAACAUGUAUUUACUGCUGCAGCUUUUGACAAUGUUUGUACUUUUGUACAAACUCCAGUGAUUUUAGAAUAUUCUAUUUCGUAGAGAUGGUGAAUGAAGUGCAGUCGCUCAUCACAAAGACGGUUCAAAAGAUCAAUUGUGUUUGUAGUAAACGACAGGAAUGUUUGUCUUGCAUUUCUGAAAAGCUUGCCUGUAAAUAACAGCAGUGCAUCCGAAAAGGACUGUUAAGUGGUCUGUUUAUAGCUACUCUUUCCAGAGCAUUACACCAACUGGAAUGUGAAUUGUUUCUUUGUUUUAGUGUAAAAUUGUUUAAGAUUGACUAUCUGGAUUAUUAAAUGAACUCUCUCUUUUAAAAUGCAAACCAAAUCUUUUAUCCUGUCAAUACAGCACCAUUAUUCACUUGUGUGAUAUGUUUAAGAAUAUUGCUUAAAUGCUGCAAUUUAUUCUUUAACUUGCACUUAUGCCAACUGAUUUGCAGUUAAAGUUGAACUAAAGUCCAAGAAAUUGUGUAUUUUUGAUAAACAUAGGUGUUUAAAGGAAAAAUAAAAGAUUCAUAGACUGGAUUUAUUUUGCGUCCCUUUUUUUGUGGGCUAAAAAGAAAUUAAGGUUCUGGGUUCUGUUAGGAUUCAUAUACUUUAAUAAUUUAUCUGAAGAGACUGAGCUUCCAUUUGUACCUCAGU